AUGGAAGGUCAGCCUUGGCGGGGGCUGAUCUUCCACCUCGAAUCGCCCUCCGGAACGGAAGCAGUUGGAAAGCUCCUCCUUCAGCUUUUUCCAGUCAUCUUGUGAGUUAAUCAAUUUGAUCACAUAUGUAAGUUCAAGGUUAUUCAAACUCCUAGUGAACUUUUUUUGUUGAGCAAUGCAGGGAAGCUAUUUUUCUUUUUAUUUUAAAUAUAAAUCGUUAAUCUCGGUGUCUUUAGAGACUGCUGGAAGAGGAGGGUCGAUACAGUUGCCGGGGAAGUAAGAAGGACGUAUUGGGUUUCUGGCGGCUUUGUAUUCGUCCAGUUGCCAUCUAAAGUGCAAAGGAACGAUGGCUGA
Messenger RNA from Caenorhabditis auriculariae, 354 nucleotides. The record is from the annotation of a GenBank genome assembly. NCBI's taxonomy places the organism in Eukaryota, Metazoa, Nematoda, Chromadorea, Rhabditida, Rhabditidae.